This is a messenger RNA of Closterium sp. Naga37s-1, 543 nucleotides long. Lineage: Eukaryota; Viridiplantae; Streptophyta; Zygnematophyceae; Desmidiales; Closteriaceae. The record is from the annotation of a GenBank genome assembly.
AUGGGCAAAAAGGUGGAGCUUCGGGGGCUCAGCGGCAAAGGAGAGCGCACGUCGUGGGAUGUAAGGCUGGUGCUGUGCUGCGACAGUGUGGUGCCGGCGAGGUUAUCCCGUGAGCAGGCGAUACGGGAGGCCGGGGAUCCAAGGGCUCGGUUGCUCAGCUCAUCGCUAUUCAAAGAAGAGGUGGUGGUUCCAGUGGCGGAGAUGGGCAACAAGAACCACCCCAACCUGCUGCGCCUGCUGGGGUACUGCGAUGAGCAAGACAGGCAGGGCCGGUGGCAGCAGGUGGUGGUCUAUGAGUUCAUGCCUGGCUGGUGGCAGCCUCCUCAACAAGUUUGGACCGCAUGGCCGGCAGCGAGGGGCGAGGACGUGGUGGUGGGCGAGCUCGAGUACGUGGACCCGCACCUGCUGCUCACUGAGCGCCCCACACCCACCACUACAGGUGCCAACCCGAUCUCUUCUCCCUAUUCCGCCCAUUCCCCUCAGUCUGCCUCCCAUUCCCCUCAAUCCGCCACCCAUUCCCCUCAAGCUGCCCAUCUUUGUUGA